AUGGUAGCAUUGGGAGAAAGUGAACACAGGCUUCCCGACUCUGCUUCUGCUAUAACGCUGCAAGAAGCAGUAAUCGGCCAGGCAACUACUGGAGGCUUGUACGCCGCCAUUAGGAGAAACUCGAGUGAUAGUCUUGAGACACGAUGGCUUCCGGACUCAAAAUGUCCGGAUGGCAUCUUCUGUCUGCUCUCUUCGGCUGAAUCUAUGUUCCGAGUCCGAAGACAAGCUGAUGGUGCUGGAGAAGAUUUUAACUUUGGCGGAGCUGAUGAGGAUGAAACUGAUCCCCCAACUGAACCUAGUAUUAAAGGUCCGGGGCCCUACCAGGGCCAGAUUUUACAAGGACCUCGUGGCCCACCGGGGGAGAUUGGUCCAGUAGGUCAACAGGGUCCAGCAGGACCCCAAGGUCCAAUUGGUCCACAAGGUCCACCCGGUCCCCCUGGUAAUGAUGGUGCCCGGGGACCACGCGGUCCACCCGGUGAACCCGGUAGCGAUGGAACCAAUGGUGCUGAUGGUGAACAAGGACCCUCUGGGCCUCCCGGACCUAUGGGUCCACCUGGUCCCAUGGGUAUCAUUGGUGCUACUGGUAUCCAGGGUCCCCCUGGUGCACCUGGUCCAAAGGGUGAUAAGGGAUCGCCUGGUGCUGAUGGUUCCAUGGGUGAACGUGGUCCAAUAGGUCCAAGAGGUCCGGCCGGUCCACCAGGCCCCCGAGGUCUUACUGGUCUCCCUGGUGCUCAAGGCCCAAUUGGUCCAGUUGGUUUGCAGGGCGCUGAUGGAACUAUGGGGCAAAUAGGUCCCCCAGGCAUCCGUGGUCCACCUGGUGCAGCUGGUAUGACUGGCCCAAUGGGCCUCAAGGGUGAUGCUGGAGACACCGGUCCUCAAGGACCUAUGGGUGAAUCUGGUGAAGCUGGUGCUGACGGUGCUCCUGGUGCCCCUGGAGUAGCCGGUGAAAUGGGUCCUCCUGGUAAAGACGGUGCCGUGGGAGCCAGAGGAGAACAGGGACCUGUUGGUCCGGUCGGUCCGCCAGGUCCAGCUGGUCCUCGUGGUCCUCCUGGCCGCGCCGGUUUCCCAGGUAGUCAAGGUCACCGAGGUGACCAGGGCCCACCCGGACCUCAAGGUCCUUCUGGUCCUCCUGGUCCAGCUGGUAGUUCUGGGGAUGCCGGUGAACGUGGUCGCGUUGGUCGCCCUGGUGACGCUGGUAAACAAGGUCUUCGUGGUCCCCCAGGACCUACUGGUGAAAGGGGGGAUAUUGGUGCUCCCGGUGCCCCUGGUAUGCCUGGUACUCCAGGUAUUGACGGCCCCCCUGGACAACCUGGUGCAGCCGGCAAGGAUGGUGAACCCGGUCCAAUGGGUGCUCGUGGACCCCCUGGUCCUGCUGGCUCACCUGGAAAACCAGGAGAAGCCGGUCCUCGUGGUUAUCCAGGAUCUCCUGGUCGCGAUGGUGCCUCUGGUCCUCGUGGUGAUGUUGGAGAACGCGGUCCAGAUGGGAAACCCGGAGAAGAAGGAUCCCCUGGGCCUGAUGGUCUUACUGGUCAACAAGGUCCCACUGGUCCUUCUGGUCCUUCUGGUCCUCGUGGUGAGCGUGGUCCGACAGGAGAGGCUGGAGAGGCCGGAGCCAAGGGUGAGAAGGGUAGCCGAGGACCCGCAGGCCCUCGUGGUAACCGCGGAAAGGUCGGCCAAGCUGGCCCUGAAGGUCCCACAGGUGCUGAUGGUGAGGCAGGUCCUGAAGGUCCACCUGGGCCAGCAGGUAGCGCUGGACCUCCAGGUCCCGUAGGUCCUCCUGGAAACAAGGGUCCCGCUGGACGCGACGGUCAGGCAGGUGAGAGUGGUAAUGUCGGACCCCCGGGUCCACCUGGUCCCUCUGGUCCACCUGGUGCUCAGGGCGAACGUGGUGAGGUCGGACCUCAAGGAUAUCCUGGUCAGCCUGGAACCAAAGGUCCUCGCGGAAAAAUGGGACCUCCUGGUAGCAACGGGCCUGCUGGACCUCCUGGUGCCCCUGGUGCCCGUGGUAUGCCAGGACCUCGUGGUCGAAAGGGACCCGCUGGUAAUCCCGGUAAGGAAGGUCCUCCAGGUCGCGAUGGUAAAACUGGUCCAGCUGGUAUUCAAGGUGAAGAGGGUCCGCAAGGGGCUACAGUAGUUCAAACCUACGGACAUACUCGCACUGGUCCCUCUGGUCCAAAGGGUGACAUGGGUUAUAGCGGUGCCCCCGGUCCUGCUGGUCAAGUUGGUCCUCCUGGCGACACCGGUCCUCAAGGUCCACCUGGAGCAAACGGUGAAGAUGGUCCACCAGGUCCGGAAGGUCCUCGUGGACGCGACGGUAUGGACGGAGCUCCUGGUCGUCCAGGUAAGCGUGGUGCUCCCGGACCACGUGGGGCUGACGGUCUCCCUGGUCCUGAUGGUCCACCUGGUGAUGAUGGACCAAUGGGUCCCCGUGGACAAGAUGGUGCGAUGGGUGCAUCCGGUGAGCGCGGUCCUCCUGGUGCUGACGGUGCACCUGGCGAAGACGGUCCCAAAGGCCCAACUGGUCCCGCUGGUCCUAUCGGUUUCCGUGGACCUGCUGGCAGCUCUGGAAAGGAUGGAGCUAAAGGCCCCACUGGUGAUGUUGGUCCUGAUGGUCCUAAAGGAUCCUCUGGUCCUUCCGGUCCCGUUGGAAACGACGGUCCCCCUGGUGCUCAGGGCGUUCAGGGACAACCUGGCCGUACAGGCCCACAAGGACGUCAGGGCCCUGCUGGAAAGGCUGGAGCUCAAGGCAAGCCCGGUAUCAAAGGAAAACAGGGAAAUGAAGGUCCACAAGGACCCUCUGGUCCUCAGGGACCUCCUGGACCCGCAGGUGAAGUUGGUGAACCCGGUUUGACUGGAGAAGUUGGUCCCCAAGGUGUUCAGGGUCCUCCUGGUGAGCGCGGUCCACAAGGUCCGGAAGGUGAUGCAGGUGAAACUGGUCCUGAUGGUGCUCAGGGUGCCACUGGUCCAAUGGGUCCAACUGGUCCAGUUGGAGACCGUGGUGAACCCGGUGAAGACGGUCCAGAUGGUAAACCAGGCAAACCUGGAGAACAAGGUCCACGCGGGUAUCCCGGUCGUGCUGGAAUGAAUGGACUUCCUGGUAGAGCUGGUAAACCAGGACCUAUCGGUCAUAAGGGCUGGAUGGGUCCUCCUGGCGAUCCUGGACCGAAAGGUCAACGAGGUAGCAAGGGGCCUACUGGACCUAGAGGUCAUCAAGGUCCAUCUGGUCUUCCUGGAGAACAGGGUCCACAAGGCCUUGAAGGGCCAAUGGGAGAGAUGGGUUACCAAGGAGAACAAGGUCCAUCUGGUUUGCCCGGUCCACCAGGUCGUGAUGGUCCUCAAGGUCCUUCCGGUCCAAUUGGUAAUCAGGGUCCACCUGGUCCCCCUGGUCCACCUGCUGUUACAUAUGACAUGGCUUUCAACGACGAUGCUGCUCAGGCUCAAUUCAUUGGUACUGACAGCAUUGACAAGCCUGACGGCUCACGUAAGCUCCCAGCUAGAACAUGUAAGCAUCUUGCUCAUGUGAACCCUCAUUUACCUGACGGUUACUACUGGAUUGACCCUAAUGCCGGUAGCAUUAAGGACGCCAUUGAGGUCUACUGUCACAUUCAGACUGGUGAGACCUGUGUAAAGCCCAAGACUGAUGAUUUCGAAACUAAAUCAUAUCAAGAUGUUAGUGCAGGUGAAGAGCAUUGGUUCCAUGAUCUCCAGGGCAGUAAAUUGUUCGAUUAUAACGUUCCCGGAGAUCAACUAUCCUUCUUGAAGCUACUUAGCUCUAAGGCCAAGCAGAAUGUGACUGUGGUAUGCCGUCAGUCAUCCCAGGAUGAGGCUCGGCUUAUGUCUGACAAUGACCAGUACUUUUCACGCAACGGUGAACUUUUCCGUUACAAUGUUCUGCGUGAUGAAUGCCAGCACCUGAAGGAUAGCUACGGCAAUACAGUUUUGGAAGUAGUGAGUAGACCGCAACGACUACCAGUGCGCGAUAUCUCCUUCCGUGAUGUUGGUGGUGCCACUAAGGAAGUCGGAGUACGAUUGAGUCCAGUAUGCUAUGCCUAG
Molecule: messenger RNA, 4053 nt
Organism: Rodentolepis nana
Lineage: Eukaryota; Metazoa; Platyhelminthes; Cestoda; Cyclophyllidea; Hymenolepididae
Source: the annotation of a GenBank genome assembly